This is a messenger RNA of Anopheles maculipalpis, 575 nucleotides long. RefSeq names its product zinc finger protein 512B-like. The coding region runs from base 1 to 570 and encodes 189 amino acids. The record is from RefSeq and is a predicted model, not a curated record. The transcript is spliced from 2 exons. Lineage: Eukaryota; Metazoa; Arthropoda; Insecta; Diptera; Culicidae.
AUGAAGGUUUUCAUCGUCCUGUCGGCCGUGUUGGCCAUCGCUCUUUGCAACAGCGAGCCAGAGGCAAACAAGAAGGAUAAGCGCGGUAUCUUCGAGCUGAACAGCGGCUACGAGGAGUAUUACGGAGGACAUGACCAGUACUACGGCAACGAUUACCAGCCUCAUGUGACGAACCACGUCACGGUGACAAAAAAGGUCGCUGUCCCAUACCCGGUGGCCGUUGAGAAGCAAGUCCCAGUCGCUGUGAAGGUUCCGGUCCCCGUGCACGUAGAAAAGCGGGUUCCGGUCGUCGUUGAGAAGAAGGUUCCGGUGUACAUUGAGAAGAAGGUUCCGGUGCAUGUCGAUCGUCCCUAUCCCGUCCCAGUGAAGGUUCCGGUGAAGGUCCCAGUCUACCACAAGCAGGUGGUGGAGGUGGCCAAGCCUUACCCAGUGCCAGUUGAGAAGUCCUACCCGGUGUACGUGAAAGAGCCACACUACGUCCACAAGACGGUUCCAGCGUCGGUGUACGAGCACGAAUCGACUGUUUACAGCAGCCCGGUCUCCUACGAGCACAAAGCCCUGUGGGGUUGAACAAU